AUGUCCUCGCUGCCCCGCGGCUUCGAGCCCCAAGUUCCCGAGGACUUGGGGCAGCGGAGUUUGGCGGAGCUGCGGGAGAUGUUGAAGCGCCAGGAGAGACUUUUGCUCAACGAAAAAUUCAUUUGCAAAUUGCCCGACAAAGGUAAAAAGAUCUUAGACUCUGUUUCCAAACUGAAAGCAGCCAUUGCAGAACGUGAAGAGUUUAGAGCAACAAGUGAACUCUUAAAUCCUGUUAGAUUAGACUUUAAAGUAAGGCAAAAAGUGAUGGUGGGAGUUGAUGUGGACACAGCCAAGGCUCAGAAUUCUGACCAGAUACUUGAUACUACAUCACUGGUUCUUGGCUGUUCCUCUGUUGCUGACAGCAAGUCAUCCAAAACACCUUCCGCAAAACAGGAAAUUGUCCAUCUCUUUGACAAAGGCAAUGAGGAGACUUCAGAGGCACAGGACACAGUGAACACGUGUAUACCUCCCAGCAGCAAGGCCACUUCCUCAUGCGAAGCUAGCGAGUGUCUCUCUCAGCGUCGUGUUUCCAGUCAAGCAGAAGGUAUAUCCAGCAGCUCUGACAACCUGAUUAUUGAUAGACUACAAAGGAUUACAAUUGCAGAGCAAGGGGAGCACCGCUCAGAGGAAAAUACAAGUACCGAUAACUUGACAGUCCUUCAGAGUAGGACUCAGAAGAAGCCACAUUACAUGGAAGUGCUAGAACUGCGUGCCAAAAACCCAGUGCCCCCACCACAUAAAUUUAAAACCAAUUUAUUACCUUCACAACCAAAUGAUUCAUCUAGCCUUUGCCAGCAGAGAGAGCCUCCGAUUUCCGCAGAAGAAAGGCUGCGCAGGGAUAAGAAGCACCUUGAUGAUAUCACAGCAGCUCGGCUUCAACCACUUCACCAUCUGCCUACACAGGAGUUUUCGAGGCAGUAA
Messenger RNA from Chrysochloris asiatica (Cape golden mole), 921 nucleotides. RefSeq names its product polymerase (RNA) II (DNA directed) polypeptide M (gene POLR2M). The transcript has 3 exons. Gene Ontology annotation, molecular function: transcription elongation factor activity. Lineage: Eukaryota; Metazoa; Chordata; Mammalia; Afrosoricida; Chrysochloridae. Bases 1 to 921 code for a protein of 306 amino acids. Gene Ontology annotation, cellular component: nuclear envelope; nucleus; RNA polymerase II, holoenzyme. Gene Ontology annotation, biological process: maintenance of ER location; intracellular signal transduction; transcription elongation by RNA polymerase II. The record is from RefSeq and is a predicted model, not a curated record.